Kogia breviceps (pygmy sperm whale) is the source of this 1990-nucleotide messenger RNA. NCBI's taxonomy places the organism in Eukaryota, Metazoa, Chordata, Mammalia, Artiodactyla, Physeteridae. The record is from RefSeq and is a predicted model, not a curated record.
AAGAGUGUGGGUUCCAAAGACCCCCUGUGCCCUCAACUCAGGCUCAUAAAAGGAUGUGUCUCUGCUCGGGGGUCAGGCCCUGCGUGGUCACGCUCCCUGCGGGGGCACCUGGGUUGGCCUCGUGGGAAGCUGGGUGUAAGGCAGGGGCAGUUACUUAUGGCGGCCCCGGCCAGGGUGCCCACGGCAGGCAGCACCCAGCUGAGGAAGUAAUUAGAGUGCUGCCAGGAGCAGGAAGCAAGGAGGGUGUUGGAGGCUCCGGCUCCCUUUCCAGAGUUAAAAAUAGCUGGUCUGUUGGUGGCGGUGGAGAGCCUUACACACAGGAAUGGAGGAGCAGCGGCAACCAGCGAUCGGGCCCGGAAGAGCCUCGACUGAGGCUUCGCCUCUCCGGCACGGCGCCCUUAUCAGCACCGCGGAGAGCACAGUGACCGUCUCCAGGACCUAGGCGCCCGCCCGCCUAGCAGCUCACGGGCGCACGGGUCUGCGGCGUCCUCAUCAGCACCGCGGACAGCGCCCCGGGCCCCAUCUCGUUGUCGCCAGCCCACCUGCUCCCCGAGUCAGCACGGCGGACAACCCCCUCGACGGGCCCCGCAGCUGCUCGGAGCUGUUAGCGCCCCCGGAACAUGGCCACUGAGGUCCACAAUCUGCAGGAGCUCCGGCGAAGUGCCUCGCUGGCCACCAAGGUCUUUAUCCAGAGAGACUACAGCGAUGGGACCAUCUGUCAGUUCCAGACCAAAUUCCCCCCAGAGCUGGACAGCCGGAUCGAGCGGCAGCUCUUUGAGGAGACUGUGAAGACCCUCAACAGCUUCUACGCAGAGGCGGAGAAGAUUGGGGGCAGCUCCUACCUCGAGGGCUGCCUGGCCUGUGCCACGGCCUACUUCAUCUUCCUCUGCAUGGAGACCCACUAUGAGAAGGUCCUCAAGAAGAUCUCCCGAUACAUCCAGGAGCAAAACGAGAAGGUCUUUGCCCCCCGAGGCCUCCUGCUCACAGACCCCGUGGAGCGUGGGAUGAGGGUUAUCGAGAUCUCCAUCUACGAGGACCGGUGCAGCAGCGGCAGCUCCAGCAGUGGCAGCUCCAGCAGCGGCAGCGGCGGCAGCAGCGGCGGGGCGGGUGGUCGGUGACUGGCCGAGAGUCCCUGCAGGGAGGCGUACGACUGGACUGAGGGCCCUGCAGACCUGCGGCGGCUACGCUACCAGAGCACCCGCUUCUGAGUCGUUCUCUGGGCCCAGGGCAGGAAGGAGGGUGACCCGCCCAGUGUUGCCUGCGGGCCCUCAAAGGCGCCCCCUGCCCUUCGCCCCCUGGCAGGACGGUCCACUUCCUGACCUGGCUCUUACCGACGGGGCUGGUCUGGGUCACACAGAGGCAGGUUUUCCAGGGGGAGGCUGGGGUGAGGACAACACAAUUUGGACAGCCCCUCUCUUCUGUAGCUCCCCUCCCAGCACCCCAGAAGAGGAUCCAGGUCUGUCACCUAGAGAAUUCCCAUCCUGCACGAUUCCUCACCCCAAAUCCCGCGUCCACCAGGACUCCCUCCCUCGGGGCCCUGCUCCCCACGGCUGUCUCCCAGUGUCUGCUCUUUCUGAUGCCACCACGGGGCCUCUGCCUGUCUGUGACCCUGCCUCCACCGAAUUCAAGGUCUGGGGAGACAGGAGUGGUCAGCCUUUGGGCGCUGCGAUGGGGAGUUCUUCAGCCCCCUCCUGACCUCUUCUAGACUCAUGGUGUCCCUGUCCUCCACCCAGAGCCUGGAGGUCAUCUUAGCCUUGCCAAGAAGCGUCCAAGUCCUGCGGCUUUGCAGGCCACCAGGUGCUGGUGGUGGGGCACAUGGCCUGGGGCUCUGGGAGGUUAUAUGGGGGUCUGGAGAAAUGCCUCAUGGAGAGAUGUAGCCUUGAGGGGUUUAACCGCCAGAACUGGAGCCAGCUUCCUGAGAUUAGAACCUGCACGUGUGUGAGAAGGAGUGUGUGUGCACGCAGGCACAGGUGUAAGUGCACGUAUGUGA